This is a messenger RNA of Dicrocoelium dendriticum, 3563 nucleotides long. The record is from the annotation of a GenBank genome assembly. Lineage: Eukaryota; Metazoa; Platyhelminthes; Trematoda; Plagiorchiida; Dicrocoeliidae.
CGUAUCGAGUGAUGAGACGUGCAGGUCCAAAUCAGAUGGCUACACUGACUGAGUGUGCAUAUCGCAAGGCACAAAUAUUCGGAAUCACUGGGGAGUUGAAGCAGAAACAAGGAGAGAGAGGGAGCAGCUAUGGUGGCAUUCUCAGAGUCCGUUUGUUGUAACGACUUCCAAAUGAUUUGCGUCAUCUGUUAACGAUCGCAAUCGAUUUGCAUCCAUAAUGAGUCGCGGUCAUGGGAUGCGGUUACCGCGUCGUUCACUUGUUCGAAGCACACACACACACACCAGUGCAGUUUGUGCAGGUCACCACCACCACUCGCUCGCACACACACGUGCCGAGUAACACGAAUGAAAUAGGCAUGGCGAGAGACAUUGGCACAGGUGUUGUUCGGCAGAAGCACUCACCUCUACAAGCACUACACAGUUGUACGUGUGCUUUUUCGAUCGCACGCUUCACUAAGAAGGCGGGUAUUAACUUUAUGAACAGUGAAGACCGUGUUUAGAUGGUAGUUUCUAUGUGGUCCACACCCAUGCUGCAUGGAUUAUCUGUUCCGGAACACGAUGAAGUGUAUCCUGACUCGGCACGUAUGCUUUUGUUCCGCAGUUAUCGUAAUUUACCAACUGCCACGAACAGUCCUCGUGCCACACGUCUAUCAGCACGACCCAGUUUGCGCAGCCCUGUCAUGCGACCCGCAUACCUUACAUCGAAUUAUUCCCCAUUCGCAUUUCAGCGAAGCUCAAGUGUCCGAAACACUCGAUCAAAUCACUUUGGUAGCGUGAUUAACCUUGGUGAACCUUCUCCUGUGCCUUCGGAUGAAACGUCGAUUGCAUUGUCUGGAACUGGAAACUCCUUUUCCCGUCUGGACCAACCACAGCUAAGUUGGGCUCGGUCGUCUCACUUGAGACGCGAGCGUAGCACAGCAUGUAGCCGCAUACGGAAUAACCUAAACCGGUAUUCUGUAGACUUGCUGUUACCAAGUUUGUCGGGACCAAACGAUCAUGCACCCGUCACUACCUUGGCCAAUUCACUUUGUUCACAUGCUAACCUGAAUACCAGCGAUACCGAACCUGCAGCUAAUCCCGCUUCGCAUUCGAAUAAUAACGGAAGCUCGUUAUCCAUCAGAGCGGUCAGUUCAUGGGCCCAGACGCAUAACCAGGCAGAAGAUUCUCCUUCCAAUCCCUCUAUGCUUCAGCAUAAUACAUCGAAUGAACUACAGCCGACGAGUUCGACUCAGGAAAGAGUCCAUCCGAAUCGACCAUCUAGACUGAUUUUUAUGCCUGAGGAGCCCAACUCUGGCUACAACGCCCGUGAUUCGACGCAAGAAGGGAUUACUCAGCGAGCAUCACGUCUGAGACCAUCUCACCGGCAGCUAACUUAUCGUAGAGCUGCUUUCCGGCAAGAUUCCAACGACGAUCUAUCACCCCGCAUUAUCUCCGCCUCGCCUAUGAUCAACAUAUCAUCGUCACGCCCUGUUGAUCGGCCCAUACACGUGAGGCAUCCAGAAAUGGUUGUCGAGCAACGAGUCCAAAUAGGUUCGGACGCACAAAGCAGUGUAAGCGGAGCCAGUAGUGUUGAGGAUCUAUCAACUGGUGUACCCAUAACAUUUUCCGGUCCGAAUGAACAGCAGCCACCGCGAUCGAUCAUUGUCACUGUCAAAGAAGAUGACAACGUCGCAAUAAGCCGAACGCAACACACUGCCUCGACACCCAUGAAUACAUUCAAAGAAGCAACGUUUGACUACAACGAUUGGCGAUUGAGCUGCUCCGGGACUCGGGAAUUGUGGCGUCGCCUGCUACUGACGGAACGUUUCGUGGAUGUUUAUUUCUAUGUCGGUGGCACUGACAUUUUUUCCAGCGGUAUAUCAUCGCAAAUGACGUCACCAGAUCCGGGUGCCCCAGGAGGACCGACGAGUAUGAGGCAUCAUGUUCCACAACAGAACCGACUUCCACUGGAUGCAAUCAGUCGGAACGGUCACUCCAUUUCUCCAGUUCGAGCUUUGAGUCAUACUGCGGGCAGCACAGAGUCCAUUGUUUCGAAUGCCGUGUGCAACCCUAGUUCUUUGGACACAGAAGUAACCGACAGUGCUUCAGAUGCUGACGAGGAGGUACGGAUUAUUAUUGGUCACUCAAAGGAGACCAACCCUAGCCGGUCAUCCGCGUGUGUCAGCAGCCCGUUACUCGUUUUGCCAAGCUUCCAAUCCUGCCAUAGCUUGGCCAAAGAUUUGACUACAUUCGGGACGCUACACAACCUGGGCAAUAACAACAAUGAUAUCUCGCAAUCGCAAAUUCCCACAUCUGCUCACAAGCAUACCUCACGUAGCGAAUCGUCCAUCCACGACAGGUCACAUUCAGUGAGCAUUCAGUCGGAUGUGGAAGAGACUGAUACAUUGAUGGAGACAGUGAAGCAACUGAAGACAAUUCAUGUGCAAGCUAGGUGCACACGGUUCGCCGCCCACCGACUGGUCCUGUCGAUUGCAUCGCCCGUGUUUGAGGCCAUGUUCUACGGUCCACUGGCUUCACUCGAUUCCCAGCCUAUGCAACCUAUCUCAGAAUACCACAUUCCAGACAUACAUCCAAAGGCUUUUCAGAUUAUGUUGCUAUACAUGUAUACGGAUGAACUCCAGCUGGGCGAAGAUCUAGACAUCGUAUUCUACGUUUUGUACGCAUCUAAGAAAUACAUGCUCCCUCAGCUUGGCCGGCAGUGUGUGGAGCACUUGAAAGAGCACAUCACGGCGGCUAACGUCUGUACGGUGCUGGAUCGUAGUAUGUUUUUCGAAGAGGAUGAUCUCACUCGUCGCUGUUGGCAUGUUAUCGAUGUCUUGGCUCCUCAUGUCCUCACCUCACCGGGAUUGAUCAAAAUGGAAGCGGCACGGUUCAAAUCUCUGCUCAAGCGCGACACGCUCAAUUGCAAGGAGGCAGAAGUGUUCGCUGCAGUUCGACGUUGGGCUGAGGCUGAAUGCACUCGUCGAGGGAUCGGCGUUUCACUUACCAAUCAGGCUAGAGUAGCAGCUGAAUUUCUAUAUCUCGUACGAUUUCCAACAAUGACGCUGAAUGAAUUUGCUGAAAAUGUGGCCUAUUCUGGAUUUCUGUCUUUAGAAAUGGUGAGAGACCUGUUCGUGCAUAUCACACAGCAGCCGAACGCAUCACCAAUUUGUCACAACAAAUCGGACCACCAACUUUCCACUGUUUUCGAAGCUGGUAAAGACAGCGGGUUGACUACAUCACGGGAUCAUCCCAAACACGGUGGUGCAUGUGUGCGGGCGACCGACUUAUUCUCCUUCGUUCCACGAGUUGGCCCCAAGCUGUGGCGCUGUUCGCGAUUUUCACGCACGGGGAAACAUUCGGUCAGCUCGUCCUUAUCUAACGGACAUCAACACAGCCUCAGUUUUCGUGCUUAUCUCCUAUCAACGCGGAUGACUUUACCUCCGGUUGAAGCGGACUUUCGGAUGUGGUUCUGUGGCUACCUAACCGCCAGUCGGAGAUCUCCUGAUAUCUGGCGAUGGAACGUUUUUCGUUCCACAAACAUAAUAUACGGAUUUUCGCGAUAUAGAAGCAAAUGUUGGUAG